CCCUCGGUCAUAGAUAGAGAGGAGAGAAUAUAGCGAUAAAGAGGGAAUAGUGAGAGAAGGGGAGAGAGAGAGAUGGGCAGACCAGUAGAGAAGAAGAGGAAGAAGAAAGGCCGCCCCUCUCUCCUAGAUCUCCAGAAACGCAGCCUUCGCCUUCAGAAACAAGAAGAACAGCAACAGCAGCAGAAGCGAAACCCUAACCCUAGCUUCAACCCUUAUGCCCGCUUCCAUAACCCACCUGCCGUCCGCCUCGCCCACCGGAGCCGCAAUCCCGAUCCUGUACCGCCAUCUCCGGAAGACGACGUGGAUGAUGCGUCUUUGGAGGCCUCUUUGGAGGACGAUGAAGACGAAGAUGAGCCCGCCGAGAGGAGAAAGGAGAAGAAGCUCAAGCUUGUUUUGCAACUACCUCACCCCGAUGCCAAUUCCUCCGAUGCGGCCUGCUUCGCAUCAGAAUCGGAUGGGGCUACAACCAACAAGCGGAAGAUCGACGCUGUGAGAAAGCAGGCGGAAAGUAAAAAUUCCUCUAGGAAAGCGACGGAAGCGCCGCAAGGAGGGGCAUCGGAUUUGGGACCCACGACUUCUCUUCCUGACAAAAAACUAUUGGAGUUCAUCCUUGAUAGACUACAGAAGAAGGACACCUAUGGAGUUUUCUCAGAGCCUGUAGAUCCUGAGGAGCUUCCAGAUUACCAUGACAUCAUUCAACACCCAAUGGAUUUUGGAACUGUGCGAAAGAGACUUUUGAGUGGAUCUUAUAGGAAUUUGGAGCAUUUUGAGAAUGAUGUCUUUUUAAUAAGCUCAAAUGCCAUGCGUUACAAUGCACCAGACACAAUUUACUUUCGGCAGGCACGAUCCAUUCACGAGUUGGCUAAGAAAAGUUUUGCGAAUUUACGACAAGAGAGCGACGAUAAUAAUCCGGAGCCGAAAAUAGUACGCAGAGGUCGGCCUCCCGGUACCGGAAAAAUCAAUAUAAACCGGCCGGUUGCCAGACCGCUAGCUGAGAGAGCUGGUUCGGAGUUUUCUUCAGAAGUUUCACUUGCUAAUACUUCCAAUGGCAACCUUUCUUCAGGCCCGGUGAAUGAUUUGCUGAGAGGAGGAUCGGGAUCUCACAAACCUGUAUUAGUAGAUUUAUCUGCCAGGACUCAUUGUUUUCAGAGUUCAGAUUCAAAUAUUUUAAGCAGCGAACAUAAAUUGGAGAGAAGCGAAGAUUAUUCAGGGACCGUAUUGAAAGGUUCCUCAAAAUCUGGAAAGAAACUUUCUGCGAAGGAUGAGAAUUUUCGAGAUAUAAUUAAGCAUUGCCAGCUCUCCUCCAUGCCUGCGUUGACAGCUCCUGCUGGAGAUAGAAAAACUUUGGUGCCGGUUGGGCUUCAUAUGGAGUUCGCCUAUGCUCGGAGCCUCGCUCGCUUCGCUGCCAACAUUGGCCCUAUCGGCUGGAAAUUGGCCGCCAAACGGAUCGAGAAGGCGCUGCCUCCUGGAACAAAAUUUGGACCUGGGUGGGUCGGCGAAAGUGAGUUUCCUCAGCCAUCUUAUAAGCCCCCUUCGUCCUCAACACCUUCCUCGGCUGCAUCAGGAGAUGAUCCAUCUUCAACUUCUGCAGCUGCCUUUGACCGAUUUGUCUAUGCCAAUGAGGCGAAAGAUUCAUUCCAGCUUCGUCGGAUCGUGCAUUUGCAACCUCCAGCCAAUGGAUUCAAAGCUCCGUUCUCGCCCAAGCUGUAUCAAACGAAGUUCACCGCGUCGAAUGUCAGUCAAAGCAGCUUUGGUUUAUAGGAAACAAUGGCUAUAGCAACAGCAGAAACAAUUCUGGUCAUCAAUGGAUUCCAAUCUCUACUAAAUAGAAGGGGAGUUGCCGACCUCCGGGCACAAACCAUGGAAUACCCUUGCCAUUCUGGUGAAGUUCAACCACCUUACCGGAAAUCUGGCAAGUCGAUUUCCAGUCUGAUCCUGUGUUGGAGUUGGGAAUCAUCUCGUCGAUAUGGAUUUUUGCUUUUCAGACUUGAGAUUUUCUCCAUUAUAGAACAAUCGGACAUCGAUUCGGCACACAUGAAAUUUGGUCACAAUGAAGUGGGAGAUAGUUUUCUAGAAGUUUAGGGAACCUUCUAGAUGCUUCCAAGGAUAAAAUGCCAAAAUAAUCUCCUGAUUAUUUACAUGGUGUCAAAUUAGUUCUAAGAAUUUUUAAAUUGAGGUUGAAAUAUUCCUCCAUGAGGGUUAAUUCAACAAAAUUAAAAGUGUGGGGGCUAAUAUGAUAUUUUUCUACUCUGAGAAUAAAAUAAUCUCCUACAAAAAGUUGAAUGACCAAAUUCGACAGUUUUCUCCUGCUUCCGAUUUCUUCAGCUUCCAGUGGCGAUGGGUUACUGUUCAUUGCUCUCAAAUUAUAAGUAUAAUUCAUAUUAUAGCUUGGAAAUUUUGAGAUAGAAUUGAGGCUUAAUUUUUGUACAGAUAAAUUGAUGUACAGAGCAGUGGAAUGAAGUAGGGAAUCUUAUCUCUAUAUCAAAUUCUUUUGUGC
Molecule: messenger RNA, 2497 nt
Organism: Phalaenopsis equestris
Lineage: Eukaryota; Viridiplantae; Streptophyta; Magnoliopsida; Asparagales; Orchidaceae
Product: bromodomain-containing protein DDB_G0270170-like
Exons: 9
Coding region: 73-1761 (562 amino acids)
Molecular function (GO): protein binding
Source: RefSeq, a predicted model, not a curated record